Molecule: messenger RNA, 10019 nt
Organism: Colletes gigas
Lineage: Eukaryota; Metazoa; Arthropoda; Insecta; Hymenoptera; Colletidae
Gene: enok
Product: histone acetyltransferase KAT6B
Exons: 6
Coding region: 849-8159 (2436 amino acids)
Biological process (GO): regulation of DNA-templated transcription; nucleosome assembly
Cellular component (GO): MOZ/MORF histone acetyltransferase complex; nucleosome
Molecular function (GO): histone acetyltransferase activity; DNA binding
Source: RefSeq, a predicted model, not a curated record
AAGUGGGCGGCCAUAGUGGUGGUAGAAGCGUAGUAGCACAGGGGCAGAAGUACGGCAACGAGCCGCGUAUAAGUCGACAGUCUUCGCCACGAUAUCAGGCCGUUUCAGUAUUCGCUUUCGUUGCGGCUUCUGCUUACCCGCGCUCCAAAGCUCUUACUCGUAGAUCUCUCCCACGGGGUACUGUGUAUACAUACAGAACCAUACGACGUGAUUACUGCUCCGUGUAUAUGUGUUGUGUGCGCGCGAGAGAAGCAACGAAACACGACGCACGCACGUGUGACCGGUAAUAAGAGUGUGUGAGUCAAAGUGGACGGUUUGAUUGGGCGACGCGAACGCGUGCCGCUACGACCGUGUUUCUUCGUGAUUCCGCCGUGGCUGAGAGCGCGGUGUGCGCAGUGCGCUCCCCACCGCGUGCGCGCAGUGUGUAACCCCCGCGACCGCCAUCUUUGUCAAGUGGGUAACCUUUGUUGAUUUGUGUGAAAUGUGACGCCGUUGUCGCGAGAUAAUUGGUGAUCGUGAUUACACGCGAGACCUGUGUGUCGGUACCUGAGUGACUCGUGCUCUUACGUGUCUCGCCGUGGAUCUAUGCAUGGAACUACCGCGAUCAGGGUCAGCGUAAGAAACGCGUGGUAGUGAUUAACCCGCGCGAGGGAGGAGGAACGAGUCUCUACAAAGGUCCCAGCAGGCCGAAGCGAAGCAGGCGCAGGAUGUGAAUGACGUGGCCGUGACACGACCGACCCGGAGGCGCUCGAGCGUUGUCCACCGGGUGUGUAUACCCUGGCCAGGUACGUGGUAGUCGCCACCGCCGCCGCCGCCGCCCUCGUUGGCAGACGGCCGACGGAGACGAGAUGGACGAACCGGAGUCCGCGGAAACGUGGUCGACCUGGUUUCUGGACGCGAUCCGUAAGAUUCGCAGCCAGAAACAGAGGCCGAGCGUCGAACGGAUAUGCCACGCGAUUCGUCAGCAUCACAACUUCCACGAGGAGGAGAUCGCGGAGCAUCUAGAGGUCGCCGUGAAACGUGGUGAUGUGCUCAAGAUCUUCAAUAAAGGACAAUCCUCGUACAAGGAUCCUGGGGGCUUGCAGUCGAAGCCGCUCAAGGUCGGCAAAGCCUCCGAUCUCAGCAAGGUGCUCGGCAAGGCCGUCAGAGAACUCGGCGAGAGGGAAGGCUCGACCCUGAAAACCAUCGAGAAAUACAUCAGGCAGAGCCAUACGGUCGAAGAGGAGACCGAGGGAGACUUGAGGACGGCUCUAAGACUGUCCGCGAAAAGAGCGGCUGAUCGAGGUCUCGUGAUUCAGGAUGGCAGGCUCUUCCGGCAACCGGACAGGCCACCCUAUCUCAAGAAGCUUGGGGACAACGCUUACGUCCCACCACCGGACCCACCUAUCCCCAAGUUGCCAGCUCCUCUACCGAUAUGCAGAGAGUGUCUCGGCGCGACGAUAGCCGGGAACAACAACAACAACACGAAGCGUUCCGCCGCAGAGAAACUCAGCAGGUGUAGUGUGUGUGGCGCGGCGCUGCACAACUCAUGCGCACCGCCGGAACUCUCGAUCCUUGUGGACAGGGGCAUAACGUGGUCCUGCGACGAUUGCUCGCCAACAUGUGCUGGGUGUCAGUUGGAACGGGAAUCGCAGAACUAUCUGGUAAAGUGUGCCGGGUGCGUUAAGUGUUACCAUCCCACCUGCUUAGAUCCCGCGCUCGACAAAAAGAACAAAGCACCCUGGAGGUGUCGACACUGUCAAACGGCACAUACACCGGUGUCCAAGGAUGAUGGGAAAAAGAGUAAAACACAGGAGACAGGAUCCCUCGACGACACGCCGAUCAGUGCGAGGAAGAGACUUAGCAAGUUACGUGAAAAUAGAAAAUCGACGGUAUCCAGAAAGAGCUUGACGAUUGCAACUCCGGGCAAGAAAAGCGGAACAGGAGUGGCACAGGUGGACAGCAGCUCGGACGGUAAUGCGGGUGUUGUCUCCCCUCGUCAACCACCUUUAAUUUCCUCUCCUUUACCACAACCCCCCGCCCCACUCGCAGGCCAGGGUAGGCUACUCGAAGAAAAGAACGACCGGAUCUCCAAAGAGAAGCAAAAGUUCUUUAGGCUGAGCGCAUUUAACGCGGAGCACAAUAAGCUGAAGCGGGUGGGGGGCGGUGAUAAGUCUAAAUCCUCGCAGAACGUUAGUCCUAGGUUGACUCGGGGUAACGCGAACCAGAAGAAGUCGCUCGUACCCGGUAAAAGGGUUCCGUUAGUGUCUAGCAGCAGCAGUAGUAGCAGCAGUAGUGAUGCGACCGAUAGCGAUUCUUCUGACGCCAGUGACUCUAGCGACGAUGACGAAGACGACGAGGAGGAGGGUAACAGCUCCAGUGAGUCCAGUGACUCUUCCUCCUCGGAGGAUGGCCAGGAAGGACGCAUGCUCGAGUCUCCAAAACCAAGGGGUCCGUUUUCUUGCGAUCUCAGCGAGGAUAAGCCUUGGGGUUUCGCUGCGGCCGCUGCUAAGCUCAACGUAGAAUCGCCAUUUUUUAGUAACAUUAACAACACCUUUGGUGCUCCGUUACCCAAGCUCGACGUAGGCGGUUCGCCGACGUUCGGCUUGCACAUACAACCUGCUGCGAACACGGCGUUGGACAGCAAGAAGAAGCAAAAGAACGAGCGUGGUAGUAUCUCGACCGGUAGUUUCACCAACAUGGACAACAAAGUCAAACCUGGUACCGGCCAAUUGAAAGGCCUGUUUGACGGUUUAAGCCAUUUUUUUUCAGUACCUACCAAUAGCAGAGCGAGAUCCGGCGCGCCAGCGCCUAACUAUGCUCCGGACAGAAGAAAACGGCCUAACGCGGAUGACACAUGUAAAUCGAGCAAACCGAGUAAGGUUUCGAAAGUUGUACAGAGCAACAAAAGGGAUGACUCGCCCGUUGCGGGAAAAUCGAAAGAAAGGAAAAAAACAGAGUCAUUAGACGAUGUACCGAGAGUACCUAGGCCUGGAAUAUUCACGCCUUCCGAUGAAAAUCUAUUCUUUGGCUCGUUGAACGAGAAACUACCAAAAAUGACACCGUCGAAUUUGGUUAAAACCGCAGUGAACAGUAAAAGACACGAACAUGAGAGGAGAAAACUAAUGAAAGACAACACGUCGUUGGUGAAAUGCGCCGCGACGGAUGCGUUGUCGCCGUCGUCUUCGAGGCACGAUCAUUAUUCGCGAAAGAGAAACACGAUCACGGAAGCGAAUCAGACACGCCACCCUGUGCCCGCUGUUUCGAAGUCCGGCCUGUGUUCCGAUUCCGUAAAAUCAAAUCCUAGCCUAAAGUCCAAUCCACGAGCCUGUACUAGCGCCACCACCACCAACACCACCACGACACCCCGCGCGACACCCUGCUCCACCAGGAAGGAGGAACCAAUAUUGCCUCAGACUUUGCCACCGGGUGUCACGCAAAAGGACGUCGAUCUGUUUAAGGAUGCUCGCGAUAAAGCGGCACGAUUAACCGUUACUAAUGGAGAUGAUGAGGAGGCCGCAUCCGCGAGUCCUGGGAUCAGUGUCUCUGGUAGUGGUGGGACACGGAAUCCUGCGGCCAUAGUCUUCGGUCGAUACGAAGUAGAAACGUGGUAUUCCAGUCCGUUCCCCCAGGAGUACGCAAGAUUGCCAAAACUGUUCUUCUGUGAAUUUUGUCUGAAGUACACGAAGAGUCGGGCAGUGCUCGAUAGGCACAUGGACAAGUGCCAGUGGAGGCAUCCACCGGCCACUGAAAUAUAUAGAUGUAACGGACUGUCUGUUUUCGAGAUCGAUGGUAAUGUGAACAAGAUUUACUGUCAAAAUUUAUGUCUACUAGCGAAAUUGUUUUUGGAUCAUAAGACUUUGUACUAUGACGUGGAGCCGUUUUUAUUUUAUGCGGUGACGAAGAACGACAAAUACGGUUGCCAUUUGGUCGGUUAUUUUAGCAAAGAAAAGCAUUGUCCUGCACAGAGAUACAACGUGUCGUGUAUCAUGACUCUACCGCAAUAUCAAAGGCAAGGGUUUGGAAGGUUUCUCAUCGAAUUUAGUUACCUUUUGUCCAAGGUCGAAGGAAUUCCCGGUACACCGGAAAAACCUCUCUCUGAUCUUGGUCGUGUAUCGUAUCACUCAUUUUGGAAAAGCGUCGUGCUCGAAUAUCUUGAUGCUCAUAGAGACUUCACGGAAAUUAAAUUGGGAGAUAUAACGAAGGAGACUGGCGUGUCGGCUCAUGAUAUUGCGACUGCUAUGCAGUUGUUGGGAUUUAUCAGAUCGGUCCAUUUACCCGGUGAAGGGAACUCUAAAGUGGCUGUGGUAGUCGAUUGGAGUAAGGUAGAUGCUCAUAUGGCGAAAGUGCGAAAGAGUUCUCGUAUUAAAUUGGAUCCCGAUUGUCUCAGAUGGAUUCCGCUACUCACACAAAUUCCUAAUCCGUAUCAAAGUCCGGAGGAAAGUGGCGAUACCAGUUCCGAGUCUUCUCCUGUAACGGAACCUAAGCAAGUACCUACGAUCGUUGAAAAGAUUCAGAAAGUAAAGAUCAAGAAGAAGCCUAGAGGAAGAAGAUUGGCACAGAGGAAGUCGUCGCCGUUGAAACAGAAAAAUUCACAGAAAUCUGAUGUACACAAGGACGUUUCUAACGAGGUAAAAGAUGCAAAGGAAACGAAAGAGUCGAAAACGUCGAAAGAAAUUAAAGAAAUGAAAGAAACUAAAGAAAUGAAAGAGGCGAAAGAAACGAAGGAGGCGAAAGAGGCGAAAGAUGCGAAAGAGGCAAAGGAAACCAAGGAGUCUGAGAAGGAGAUUCUGACUGCUGAUAUUUCUGACUCUCCCAAGGAGCCAAUGGAAGUCGAAGUGAAGAAUGUUCCGACGACACCGAGGAAUUCUCGGUCCGUGACCACGUCGAAAAAUACGAAUUCAGCGAAAGCGACGCCUGUGUCAGCCGUGUCAACGAUUUCGAGACGAAGGAUCAGAACACCGAAAAUUCCUUUCACCGAGUCGGUAGUAACUCCUUUACGAAAACGAAAACAUUCCGAAAAGACUGAAGUUGAGGAAAAGGAAGAGAAAGUGGAAGUUAGCUCGAGGAAAAGAACUCGCGAAUCGUUGAGGGAGAAGGAGAAAGAAAAAGAUAAGGAGAAGCCGAAAGAAAAAGAGAAAACGAAGGAAAAAGAGAAGACGAAGGAUAAAGAUUCUUCGAAAGACAAGGACAACUCGACGGAAGUGGAAAAGAAAACGUCACCUAAAGUAACGUCAACACCGUCGACAACCGUACAUAAACCAGCGAAAAAGCAGUGUAAAGUGGAUGACAUCUUACUGAAGGUAACCAGUCGACAAACCAAGUAUUUGCAGGCGAAACAAGCGAAAGAAAAGAAAAUGGCGGAAGACGGUCAAUGUAAUGGAAAAGAUGAAACGAAGGACAUGAAGACUUCACCGAUGUCGAGGAGAGGAAGAGCGAAAGCCGAGAAGGAAGCUUUGAAAAUGCCUCAGUUAAAACCGGAAAGUCCUACGAAAGGCAGUAAAACAGAAAAUCCUGUGAUACCUCCUCCUUCCUUGUCACCACCACCACCUGAUACGGAGAAGGCUGAUUCUUCCGACCUUAAACAGUCGCCUGUUCCGGAAUUACCUUCUGUUUCUAAAGAGAACAAUACCGAAAUGAAUAAAAGCGAUAGCGUGGAAGAAAGUGUUGUUCCAACCGUUCCACCGGAAACGGAAACGGCGUCCGCGAGUCCAGGCGAAUAUGAAGGUGGAGAUGAAGACGAAGGGGAGGAAGAAGUACCUGCACCGAGACCGAAAUCCGUGGCACAGUGUUCGAGCAACGCAGAAAACAAUUCAACCGAGCAAACUGAGAAUACGACGGAGGAUGACACGCAAGAGAAGGAACCAGAAGCAGAAGCCGACAAACCCCUUUCACAGAAGGUGGAGUCGGAACCGCAAAUCAUGGAGGAACAGAACGAAGUUCCAAAGGAAUGUGAUAAAGACUCAGAGACUGAAAAAGUGAUUUGUAACCCGGAAACAUUGAAAUUGGUACCUGAAAUUUCUUCACCUAAGGAAGAAGAAAGCGAAAAGUUAGAAGCCAUUACUCAGGAUAAAGAUAGUUCUAAGGAAGAGACGAUUUCCGAGAGGUUAUCGCUCAAGGAUUCGAAGGAGGAGAUGACACAGCCAAAGAUAGAAGCUUCUCCCGCGACCCCCACGGAAAAGAAAGAAUUGUCUAUCGUUUCGAAUAUUGCAUCGCCCGAAACCGAACCACUUACGCCGCAAGAAAAAGCAGUUUCUAUUAUAGAACAGCAGGAAACCAUACAUCUUCAGACUCAGCCGGAAGAGAUGAAGCAAAACUCGCCCGAGAGCGGCAAGACAACACCUCAUUUGGACAAUCCCGGUUCGGUGAAACGGACACCGCCUUCGCAACCAGACUUACCUUCCAUGGGAGUUUAUACGCCUGAUUCCACCACGAAUUCGGUGCACUCGUUGCAUUACAGUCAAUGUGACUUGGACGUCAGUCAAUUGGGACUGGAGUCUCCUACCUCGAUAGCCAGCGAUCUCGCAUCCCAAAACAGCGUCGAGAGGCCACCUAGUGCUCUGCCGUCGAUGCCAUCUACGGUUACCGUUCCGAUUUCUGUUUCUAUGCAGAUACCGACACCAUCUACUUCCGUGGCUGUAAAUAUAUCACCGCAAGUUCAGUACACUGAUUGUUCUAUGCCUCAGCAUACUCCACCGGCGCACGUCAGUAUUCAUCCGAUGCAUCAACCUCAUACGCCGCAACCUCUUCAACAGCCCAGGACACCGCAGUCGCACACCCCUCAGAGUAUACCGACGCAGAGUCCUCAGCCUCUUCCUCAGAGCCAUACGCCGCAGCCGUUGCCUCAAUCCCACACACCGCAGCCUCUACCGCAAUCUCAUACACCGCAAAGUAUACCGACACAAAGUCCGCAACCUUUGCCUCAGUCUCACACACCGCAACCGAUACAAUUGUCUCUGGCCCAACAAACGCAAAGCCAAAGUAUGACACAUAGUCAGUCUCAACCACAGCAGCAACAGUCUCAGCAGCAGCAGUCUACACAUCCGCAACAACAACAGCAACAACAAUCGCAAACGCAAUCUCAUAGUAAUAAGAGAGCCAGCGGUUCGCAGACCACUCACAGAUCGAGGUCAGCCCAGCAGAGCAGUAGAUCUCAUCGAACUACGCCGCCUACGCCGCACACUCAAACCUCUUCUCAACACACGACUUCUCACACGAGUCACACAACAGUGGCACAUACAUCACACGUGCCACCGCAGUAUCAACAGUCUUCGUCAAUGAGCGUACCGCCCGUACCACAUCCGCAUUCUCAUACGCACGCUGCUCAUUCGCACAACAUGGCCGUUAUCUCACAAGGGAACUACAUGGCCGUUGCCUCGCAGACUUUUCCCACGCAAAAUACAUAUGUGAUUCAGCAUCGAAGCAGCAGAUCAGGUGCACCAACGCCCUGCACUACGGCAACGAAUUUUUACAUUCAGACAAGUGCGAUGCCCCCGCAUUCGCACACACCUGCUUCUUCCUUGUCGGCCUCUGGAAACCACCAAACAACCAACUCUUGCAGUCUAGCAAAAUUGCAACAAUUGACAAACGGCUUAGAGAUGAUACCGCCUACCCCGCCGCCAGCGAUGAACCUGACGCCGCCACCUCCUAUUCCCCACACCAUGACGCCACCGCAAACGUCGAGACAAUUACCAACUCCGCCUCAAGUACCUCUCGGUUACGCAAAAAAUUACUACAACGUUAAUACGGUACCACCACCUGGUACACCUGGACCACCCAGUAGGUCGACUUCGAGGUCAUCAGCAAACGCGAACAUGGCAUCUCUUACUCAACCGUAUCCAAGUGAGAGUCUGUAUAGACAAACUCUCGAUCCUGGAAGUACCUGUCCACAGAUGCAAAGUGCUGCUAGCAGAGUCAGUCCUAACGUGGCGUUAAAUACGAAUCUCAUGGCCCAGUACGGCUACCGGGUAGCACAGCCCGCCACCGGUUACAUGAAUCAAGCUGCGCAACUUGGUGGCUUCAUGAACCAAGCCAGCCAAAUCCCGGUGGGAGUGGUGAAUGUACCUACGUAUCCUCAGGAUCCUCAUCAGCAGAAUCCAGCGGCGGUGUACACAACUUAUCACGGUUACAUUAACGGAGGCCUUAUGCAGCCCCUGAACAGUUCAAUGAGGCCACGCUAGCCCCAUUGAUCUCAACGCACAGUCUCUUCUUACCCACAGCGACGAAUUCACGUAAGAAGUACAGACAUUCUUCGUGGUUCAUCGAUUUAGCAACGAUCACACUUUGUUGGACAAGUUAACGCUCUCUUCGAUACGAUCUCCAGCAACGCAGAGUAGCUCCGAGAGUAGCUACCACUGUUAUAGUCGCGACAAAAUCAAUUAGCCGUUGAAGGCUAUUGACAGAAGCUAUCUACAUUAUGUACAGUUUUGCUACAUCGCUGCUCUGUCUCUCCUUUCUUCACCAAAAUCUGCAGGCACACGGUUCUUGAUUUUGUUCCGACCAUAGGACUCGUUACUCCCUUGCAUUCGCUUCCACGCUCGUCCAUCUUUCAAAGUGCUGUAAUAGACUUUCUGAUCUUUCUAUCUAAACAAUUCGCAUAUCAUUUAUUAGGUACAUUACCACCAUCGAGUUUAGAGCACGUUUUCUCUGUCUCGCACACUCUGUCGAAACGUAUUUACGCAUUCUUUUUAGCGUUAGUUAUUUACGAGAUUUUAUGCACUCUCUCCAAACCACACGCGAUCGAUGGAUGCGCUUGUGUUUUAUGAACUGAAGAGUUCGUAUUAAAAGGAUUUUUAACUUGUCACUAUAUGUAUAUGUAUGAAAUACAAUCGCGGUAUCGAAUAGUAAAUUGCGAAGCAUGGGUUCGUAACUUGUGCAUUUAUAAAAUGAUUAACUAUUAUGUACCUUGAGCGUUGAUCUGUCGAUCAAUCGAGGUGAGAAGAUAUAUAUAAUACAUAUAUACACUUUCGCCUCCUACUUUUGAAUUUACGAUCGACAAAGCGAAUACCUAUUUUUUAGUAGGGCAUUCCCUCCUGAAAUCGCAACAGUGUUACGUUUUGUGUAUAAUAGUAUAUAUAUUAUAUAUAUACUUAGAAAGAAUAUUCUGUUUGAUAUUAUCGAUUGUUGAACGUUGUUGUUUACGUUUUCUUCGAGGCACGCUGUACUUUACUGUAUCAUAAAAUACUUACUGCUACGAUCAGUCGAAUUGUAUUAUUGCGAAUUAAUUAUUAUGAUCGUCAAAUCGGGAUCAGCGUCAACGCAUUCGUUGUCCAAACACCGUUAUUCAUCAUUUAUCAUCACAUCGACACCGCGUUUCUCGUUAUCGCCACCACCCAUCCAUCCUUUAACGCGAUAUUACCGUUAUCGUGAUCAUUCUUAUUAUUUCUAUAAUUACUAUUAUCAUUAUUAAUAUUAUUAUUUCUAUAAUUAUUAAUAUUAUAAUUACUAUUAUUAUCACACCAUACCCAACUCCGAUAUACAGUUAGUUUACUUGGUUUAAAUGCCAUGUUACAUGCACACAGAGACACAGGCAGAUACCCAUACAUACGAGCAUUUGUUUGUUACUCCUUAUUGUAUGUAAUGUUUUUAUUAUAUAUAGUACUUUGAACGAGAAGCACACACACACACGCGUUUGCGCGCAUACACACACCACACACUCUAGUUUCAAGAAGGGUUAUGACUGCGUAACAUAGAGCUCUUCCACGGAGCGUCGCAAAAAUUUAUGCUAAAAUUAUUUUUUGUAUCGAAUCGUAAAGAGAAAAGCGAGGUCUCGUGCGCUUCCCUUCGACCUGUCUGUGGGGAAAUUUAUAAAAAUGGUGCUCAUUCGUGUACUUUGAAUUGUAAUUUCCCUCCCUCGCGUCGGCGACGCUUCGCGGAACGGUCGCAAACGAAAUAAUAAUAAUAUAUUUAUGGUACGUUACGAAUUCAAUUUUUUCAGAGACGAGACACGACGACAAGAAUUUGUGCGAGAGGCAGAAAUUUGCUGCCUGGUUUUUAGCGUAACUCUUUAAACGGAUAAGAAAGGUCAUUAAUAGUGUAAA